Messenger RNA from Chilo suppressalis (striped riceborer), 31315 nucleotides. The record is from the annotation of a GenBank genome assembly. Lineage: Eukaryota; Metazoa; Arthropoda; Insecta; Lepidoptera; Crambidae.
CUUGGCUUGGCGAGCUUUUGGCGGAAAUUAAUUUAACUUGUCGAUUAUCUGGAUAAAGAGGGACAAAGCAACCUCAAAAAUGGUAUCUCAUGUCAUGUCAAAUUGCCAAAAUUACUAGGUACUGCUAAAAGUAAAAAGUCAAUCGUCCACGUGCAUGAGUGACUCGUUCAUGUUCAUGAAUAAAGUAUAAUUGUAGUGAAAUCUAGGUGUGAGCGUUCUAGAGACGAACUGGUUUCAAGGAUCGUUUUGUGUUCCGCGACGAUAGAAUCGUUUUAUGUUUCGGAUCAAAACAGUCUUCGUCGAACAACUAGUCCUUGGAUUGUCUACACGCCAAUUUAUACUUAAUGUUGAAGUAAAUACAGUCUGUAAUAGAACGCAAUGAUAUGACACCGUUUUGUUCUUUGACAAUUAAGUUUUGAUUUUACAAUAAGAUAAUCUUUAUUAUUGAACAGUUAAAGUCGAUUAUUGUAUAAAACUACUUGUAUUUAGAUGUUUCGUAGUUUCGUUCGCAGCACGGUGGUGCCAGUGGAGGUAGCGCGACUGUGCCGUUUAUGUAUGACUUUAUCGCCAUUAAAAUAGAGUGCAAGUUUGAAUACAUUUGUACAGUACAACUAAUGGAAACAAAAUAAUAAAAUUUAUUUAGAACCACAAUUUGGCAUUGCAAAUAAGCAAUACUUUCUCUCGUCGAAACGAUCGUUGACAAGAUUUUGUUUAGUUUAGUUUCGUUACGUUCCAUUCGUCCGACCGUCGCCUCGCGUGUCGGUUCGUUGCGUCACCCAGCCGCAACCAAAACCAGUUGCGAACGAGAACUGUUUCGAGGACUAGUUUUCGUUUAAGAGAAAACGGUUGCGUUUCAUAGUCCCGUUAGAUAUUCAAGAAUGCAUAAUAUCUUUCAAUAAUGGGUCCCGACUGAAAAGUAGCUUUGUUCCUUAUUAACAGAAUUAUAGACUACGGGACUUUUUUUUUUCUUUUCAGUUUUUAUUUUCUAGUAUAAUUAAGCAGUCGCGUUUUUUGAUUUUUUAAUUUUUUUUUGAAAGAUAUUUUUCAAUCUGGCGUUAAUUAGAAAAUCAAAUCUGGCAACCCUGGUAUGGAACGUUCCAAACCUCCGCUUCAGCACAGCGUUCCAGGCAUUUUAUUCUUUCUAAUACUCCCGUCCACUUUUACGCAUUAACAUUCUAUCACGUUUUUUAUCGCGUCUAACUGUCAAACUCCAUAGUAAUUUGACAAUUGAGAGUGAUUAAAAUGCGUUAUAUAUCAUAUCGCGGUGCUCAUGCUAGAGAGGCUGGUGGUAUAACAAAUAUCAAGUGUGACCUGUGAUGUAAAGUCUUUGGACCUGUGUGACAUUUUCAUACAUAUAAACAUCUGUCAGGGUGAAAACCUCAGAUCCUAGGUAAAACUCGAGUCGUACUGAUAGCGUAGGUUUGGAACGCGGUUCUGCCUGUCUGUCAUUCCCCUUUGGUAUACUUACUUUACUCUUUGGUCAUUCCUUUCAUUUCAGUUGUAUGGAUUGGUUUUCUUUGGAUUUGGAUUUUAUUCCCGUCUGGCAGACUAACAUAUCAGAAUCAAGAUGUGGGGGCUUGUGUUGUCAAUUUUGGGCUAUAUGAAUAUUAGCCCGGUGCCCUACUUGGCAAGCUGCGUUGGGACUACAGAGCCAGCACUAAACCUGCUUAUUUCAAUAUUAGCAGCUUACCCUUUGGCGAUUGUGUACCACCAAUACAUAAAUCAAAAUAAUAAAUUGAGGAACAUAUAUUUUGUGAUAACUGGAUUAGAUAUGGCAUUUUUCAAUUUUGGACUAUCCAUGAUUCACAAUCUUAUACCUGCUAUAGUAAUAUAUUUCUCUACUAUGGUCUUGCCCGGAAAAUUCAAUGUGAUCCUGACAUUGGUAUUUAAUAUGGCAUAUUUGCUAAUUGGAUAUGUUGUGACCGAAUCGGAGGACUAUGACAUAACAUGGACUAUGCCACAUUGUGUAUUAACUUUGAAACUGAUCGCUCUUUCGUUUGAUCUUUGGGAUGGAGAAAAAAUGUUAAAAGGAGAUGCAAGUCUUUCCGAAAACAACAAAAAAACAGCUUUAGUGAAAUCUCCUUCAUUUUUAGAGUUGAUUGGGUUUAUAUAUUUCCCCUCAUGCUUUUUGGUUGGACCAAUUUUUUCAUUUCGCCGCUAUUAUGAUUAUUUAAAUGACAAGUUUCCGCUUCACGAAACAGAAAUAUAUGACAAAGUGGCAAUGAAAAGAUUUUUGCAGGGAUUAGCUUAUCUAGCGGCUUUUCAAAUUGGAGUGUCUGUGUUUAAUAUGAAGUUUAUGCUUUCUGAGGAGUUUCGGGAAGUUAACAUAUUUUACCGUCACAUCUAUUGCGGACUUUGGGCGCACUUUGCCUUAUACAAGUAUAUUUCGUGCUGGUUGCUCACUGAAGCGUCCUGUAUCCGAUUCGGCUUAUCUUUCAAUGGAUUCGAGAAAAACAAAGACGACGGCAAGUUGGAAUCCCGGUGGGACGGAUGCAGCAACAUCAAGCUGAUGCGAUUCGAGUUCGCCACCAAGUUCCAACACUAUAUCGACAGUUUCAACUGCAACACCAACCACUUCGCCGCCGAAUACAUUUACAAACGUCUUAAAUUCCUCGGCAACCGGAAUCUAAGUCAGUUUUUUACCCUACUGUUCCUAGCUCUAUGGCACGGCAUCCGCUCCGGUUACUAUAUGACAUUCUUCAACGAAUUCAUUAUAAUAUUCAUGGAGAAAGAGUUCGAAUCCAUCGUCAGCAAGACGUCGACAUAUCAACGGCUAUGGGCCUCGUACUUUAAGUAUCCGUUGUACUUUUUGCUAAAAAUGUAUACGAUAGUUUUUAUGGGAUGGAGUUUGGUGCCAUUCGACGUGAAGGUGUUCUCCAAAUGGUGGACAGUGUACUCCGCUUUAUACUUUUCCGGGUACAUCUUCUUCUUGCCGUGGGCUUUCGUUUAUAAACCUAUACUUGUAUACUUUAUUCGUAAGCCAAAGUCCGCAUAAUAUAAAAAAGUAUGUGAAGUAUAUCCAAAGGUUAACAGUGAUAGAUUUAAUUAGGUACUUUAAAUGAUUACUUAAUUCGACGUACUUGUGGUGACAUGGCAAUGUAUAUUUUCUGCGUGAAUCGAGAAAAGGGUACACAAUAAUUUUUAUGAUAAUACUCUAAAUAAAAAAGUAAGAUGUAGACUUGUAAUUAAACUUGAGCCAACAGGAUAUAAUUUCGGGAUAAAUACUUUUUAAGAGCGUUUCACUGAGGAGGAGUAAUUAUUUAUUGUAAUUAUAUAUGUAGAUAUUAGCAUACAAAAUUUUAUUGCGAAUGCAAAAUAACAUCAUUCCCAUUUAAUUGUUGAAAUUAUAAAUAUAACACUAAAUGGAGUUAACAUCUUAAUAUAGAUAUUAUCUGAUGCUCUGAUACUAUGUAAUAGAUAUCAUUAUAAACACAUUCAAGUCAGGAGCUCUACUCUCUUUCUCCGAAAUAUAUUUGACUAUAUAAGAGUCAAUAUUGAAUUUUUUAUGCAGGUAUAAAUUGAUAGCGAUUCGAUAGUAGAAGUUAAGCGACUUUGUCAAUGGCCGGUCAUUGGAUGGGUGACCAAAAACUUAUUAUCUUGAGCUCCUCCGUGCUCCGUUAAUCUGUUGGUCUCGGCUGCAUCUGCAGCCGUUAACAUCCACCAAUAAGCACUGGGUCAGCAUGGUGUGUCACGGCCUAGUCUCUCCAUCCCAUUCAUAGGGAAAGCCUGUGGGGUCAUUAAUAGCAUAUUUUUCAUAUCUAUCUUGUUUGUUCCACAUGUUUGUGAACUCGCUCACUUCUUAUCUAAGAAACACUCUUGGACGUGUAUUUUCUAAAGCACGUAGACAUUUCUUAACUUGACUUGUAAACUUAAUAUUUAUAUAGUCGAUUUUUAAUAAAUAAUUUCUCAUUCAAGUAUUACUCAGCCAGGAACUGUUUUUCAUUAUAAAGUGUGUUUUUACGUACCCGCCCAUUGACAAAAGACUUUUGGAUAUUCACUAGUCAAAAUCUUUAGUACUUCAUCGUAAAUAUUUGAGUGCAUUUCAUUCAUGUAACAAAAUUCAUUUAUGUCACGUAAUGUUUAAUGAUUAAAGUUGAAUGAUAUGCUUAAAUGAUUUCUUUGUUUUUAAAAUAAUAUAUGAACCAUAAUUCUGUGUCUGGUUAAGUUAGAAUUUUACUUUUAAAAAUUACAAGCUUUGACUCAGUGAAAUAACGCUCACUAAAUGAUCUUUUUUCACAAUAUAUGUCCUCCAAAUUCUAAAUUUUCAUGUGGUAUAAUAUAAUAUUCCGAGUGAUAAAUGUCAUGUUACCGCUUGAUAGAAACUAUAAUGCAGCUUACAUACACUCAUAUUCACAGACCUAGAUUUAAGUAGAUGACGUAUGAAACAAAUUCAACCCUUAUGAAAACCGAGUGUGUCAAAUUUUGAGACACAUUUGAGGCGGAAAAGUGAGGACCCCCGCCACCUUUUCCAAAUCUAUCGUUUUAACAGCUUAAUAUGGCACAAUUAAAAAAAACAAAGCGUUUGCUAUCCAGUGCCGAGAACGGAUGGCAAUCGGUUUGUUUUUACGAAACGAAAAAAAUAAAAUAGUUUAAUUAAAGAAGGACUCCCUUGAUUGGUCACCUUUUUGACGUUUUUUUGGCACGCGAAGUAUGUACACUUGCGGUGUCUAUUUCGAUCUAUGUCUGUGCUCAUAUUAUUAAUAUGUACUUGAAAAGUUACACUGUCUCAGGUAACCAGAACGGGGAAAAUGGAUAAUGUAUCAAAGUAAAUAUAUGAAAAAAAAAAACACAUUAAUUGAAAGACGAUUUAAUUGUUAAACCUUUUUUUCCCAGUGCUAGUUAACGUAAACAAUUGAAGCAGAUAUGCUGAUUUAAGUGAUAUUGGAAACAAAGAUAAAAAAGUUCAAAUGUUUAUAAUUAUUUAAAUUGUGUAAAUAUAUUUGUUAUAUGUUAUUAUUAUAACCAUCAAUUUUAUUUUAUUUUCUAUUUACAUUAUUUAAUGUAAAAAUAUUAUUUCGGUAAGAUAUGGACCGUAUUUUUGAACGAUCUUAGUCAUUCAUAUCGGUAUAAAGUUCCUUGCAGUUGCAGUUCAGGAAGUUUUGUUCUGUAAAAUUUAAUCAUAAAUAGACCGACUGGACCUGAAAAUGGCAAUGUUACUUUAACCUCGAGUCCGACAAUAUAACAAUUAUUGCCUUAACUGAGAAACAGUUUAUAAGAUUAAUAAAUAAUAUUGUAGGGGAGGCGGCGCAUAAUUUGAUUUUUGAGUCUUUCUUGUCAUACAUUAAUAUUAAGAUAACAAAAUAGGCGUGAUAGUUCUAAAUAGGUUAUGUAAAUAUUAGCGAGUUCUAAAUCUGUGAAUGCGCACAUACAAUAUUAAAAAAAUCAUUAAAUCGCAACAACAAACGAUUUGAUGUGUGCGGCGAAUAUGCGUUGCAUCAACCGUUAUGGUGCUAUUGAUAUGAUGAUAAUAAUUGUGUGUAUUGUAAAAUAUCUAAUAUUUAACUUCGAUUAAAUACUCGAUACACAAGUAGAUAAAAUAACGCCUGCGACCUCAUAGCGUGUAACUCUUUGGGCAUGCCUAGGUACAAAUCUGAGCUACAGAAAGCUGUACAUUUCAAUUUAAGUCCUAACUUUUGGGACAAGAGCGCAUGCCGGCGAAUAACUUCGGGUAACCUACUUUAUCUUUUAUAAAAAAAAAUGUUUGUUUAUAAAGACGCUUUACGGACGAUAAUUUUACGUGAUAACGAGUCCUUCGCUGUUUUCAUCAGGGCAGUUUUGUUUCGGUUCGUCUGAGCCGAAGCAAGCCUCUGUAGCUCUAUGGGGGCUACAAAGAUUUAUAUUAUAUUUAUAUAGGUACGUUAUCACAUCAAAAAAUUGUGGACUUCUCCUUAAGUAUUAUUCUUACUUAAAAAUCUAGAUGAAAUAAAGCUGUCCAAUUCCCGUACAAACAAUAACUGCGGAUGGUAACCCCUUUUUGCUUUCCCUUACUUCUGCUCGCAUUCGUUUCCUUUACUCCGAAAGCGAAGAAUAAAAUGCGCAUGCCGAUUGUAGAAUUUUUUUUGCUGCCCUUGACGUCGGCCCUACAUUAACGGUUCAGAUACGAUGGCAGUACUUCGCAAGGUUGCCCCCUUAUGUUAUUCUGCUGCGCACGAGUAAAUUGGGCGAUUGGGCUUCCCCACUAUAAAGUAAAAACAAACAAAUAAGUGUGAAAGAGACUAAGCGAUCGUGCGGCCAAAAGUUCGUAAUCGUAUUGGCUGCACCAUCGCUUCCUAGACAGCUGUCAAUUUCAUGCAACUGUCUCUUUAAGCGUCAGCGCACACCGAACUGCAAAAUGUUGACGCAUGGUCGAGCUAAGACUCAAGGUGUCCGUGAUGCUAGCGUACCCACGAUCAAUAUACGGGUUUUCGUUAUGCCAUUAAAUAGUGCCAAAUUAGUGUAAAAAUAAUAAAAAUAGUGCCUCUUUAAUUUAAGAAAUAAAUACCAUUUUUACUGUGUACGCUACCAUGACGUCAAGCUAGCGUACCCAUGGCCGACCCCAAGAACGGCAUAUAUUUAAGCAACGAAAUUGACACACAAAAAUAGUUCGCAAAUAGUGCCCUGGCUUUACAAAAUUUCAUAAUCAAUACUCUUAAAGGACCAAAGAUAUUGAUCUAAACAUUCUUAGCUGGCGUCAACCUGGCGUACCCAUAAUAGUUCUCAUAGAAAAUGUACUUUUCUCGUUAUCAAUUCUAUAUGUAUAAAUAGUGUGUCAAAUAGUGCCUCUAACAGUAAAAGUAUUUUAUGUGAAUCCGCAUCACAACAAUACAUAAAGAGGGUGUUAAAUUCUAGGAACAAAUGUAUUGUAGUACAGUUACACACAAAAUUAAUUUAUGCACUAAGAGAUUAUCUAUAUAUGUAUUUUUACUAAAAUAAAUAGGUACUUUUUAUAAAAAGAUAUUAUAUUUCAAUUCGAAUUCACCAAUCAUAAAUUCAUAUAAGAAUUUCAACCUAUCUACCUACUUACCUACUAAGUACCUUACUUACCUACUAUACUACGAAAAUAUUAUCACUUCUGUACAUGACUGUACUUCAUAUAUAAAAAUAAUUUAUUUGCUUUUUUAUAUUGUUUUACUGCGAAUUAACAUAAAAUACUUUUACUGUUAGAGGCACUAUUUGACACACUUGUAACAAUUUUAGUUACCACCGACUAUUUCAGGGCUUACAUGAGACUCGAAACUUAUUUAAUUUAAAAUCAGGGCGCCGUGAUACUGUGAUUUGAGGGAGAUAAAUGAAAAUGUCUAAAACCGCAGUGAACAAGAUAUUAUAUUGUUAAAAAGAUUCAGAUCUUAUUUCAUCAUGGUUAAAACUUAAUACUAGUCACAUUCAAGUUAAAAAUACAUAGUUAUAUUUCUUCAAAGAUUUUUCUUUUGAUUUAAAGCUAUUCAAACAUUCAAGAUCAUGUGCUAAUACAGUAAUACUCAAUUUAAGUUUCUUAUAUAAACAAAUUAUCAAACAAGUUAUAAAAUAUUAAGUUUUGAGAAUUUAACAAUAAAAAUUUGUUACGUUCUUCUAAUGGCUUUACAGUUUACCAAUUCAAAUCCUUUAUCACGUUAAACAGAAAUUGUUCUCCGGAGUAUGCACUGGUUAAAUAUCAAGAAGUUAUAAGUUUUACUUAGCUUGGCAAGAUCAUGGGAGCAUCAGGAUGACUCAAAUGUCCUCAGGGAUGAAGCAGGACUUGCUGUCAUCACGUGAACCCGUCACUUUUUGCUCAAGAAAGCUUCACAGGCUCAUAUAUAUAUUUUUCCAAGGAGAUUCCAAUCAGGAUCAAGUAAUUGUGACUAUUACUGUUAUUAAUUAGCCAAAUUAAUGGACCUAGAACCAAUUACAUAUUUUUCUAUAAUUCAAUAAAAAAACUAACUGGACCUACAGCCUAACGAAUCAAAUGUAUUGAACUUACCCGUUAAUCCGGGGAGAAAUAUUAAGUAUAUAAUGCACUGACUACCACUGCUAGUCUUAAUGCUAUUUUCUAAGUAUGGUCUUCAAGGUUCUAUCAGCCAAAAGAGAGCGAAUCUGUUUGUGCACUGCUAUUUAUAGGCUACUACAACACGUGACAGCGUCAUUGCAAAUUUCACUCAUAUCACCAUAUUUGGUAUGAGGAAGCCAACGGACCGGUUUUGCUGACUCCGCCUUUCAAUGUUUCCAGAACAUUAAUGUGACGUCACAUCCAUUUCCGCAUCUCAUUUAAAAAAUUACACACUAGCUCCCUCUAACUUACAUUCCAAAUGCAACUACUAGGUUCACACAUAUAUUGUACUUGACCAUUGCUUUUCAAAGUGGAUUUCGAUAUUGAAUAAUUUAUAUGCAUGAUGAUAGAUGGCGCUGAAUAAAUAAUAAUAUUUCUACGACUUAAUAUUUAAGAAUUAUAUUGCUAAGUUUUUAACGUUAUUAAAUUUAAUUGCUACACACUAUUUAUACAUAUAGAAUUGAUAACAAGAAAAGUUAAUUUUCUAUGAGAACUAUUAUGGGUACGCCCCAGGUUGACGCCAGCUAAGAAUGUUUAGUUCAAUAUCUUUGGUCCUUUAAGAGUAUUGAUUAUGAAAUUUUGUAAAGCCAGGGCACUAUUUGCGAACUGUUUUUGUGUGUCAAUUUUGUUGCUUAAAUAUAUGCCGUUCUUGGGGUCGUCCAUGGGUACGCUAGCUUGACGUCAUGGUAGCGUACACAGUAAAAAUGGUCUUUAUUUCUUAAAUUAAAGAGGCGCUAUUUUUUUUAUUUUUACACUAAUUUGGCACUAUUUACGCAGUAUUUAAUGGCAUAACGAAAAACCGUAUAUUGAUCAUGGGUACGCUAGCAUCACGGACACGACUCAAGCACGCAUCUUGCAAGCUCGAGCAUGGUCGAGCAUCAAGUUUGACGUGUAUUGAAUUUUGCAAUGUAUGGAAUUGUCAUAAGAUUAAUUUUCAGCAGUCUCAGAAAAUGCUCUGCUCUGCUCUUAGUGUGCGCUGACGGCUUUGUUGACUUUCGAUAUAUCGCUAUCGUCGUCGUGGUUCAUCGGGCGCUUACUUAAUUAUUUUUUAUGCCGUAGUAGAAUAACACGGCGCUAGUACAAGGCUAUAGUGCGUCCAACGAGUCACACGUGUAUGUUCAUAGAUAAGUACUCGUAAUUAAUUCAACAAUUAUCUUAAAAUAAGUCAUUCUUAAGAAAGUGGCGGCAUAGGUGUGUGAAAUAAUAACUGUAUUUAUUUUUCACGAAGUGAGUUCUUAUAAAAUAAUGAAAAGCUGUUUCUUUUUGCUACCAAAUAUUGUACAAAAAAGUUUGCUUUUAAAACUUUUUUCAUAUUAUAUCGACUUUUUUUUUAAGUAAUUAAAUGCUUAUAUUAAACGGGGUGACAGGAACUCUCGACCUUUUUCCUUGAAAGGAGUUAUAUUAGAGUUCAUUAGCAACAAAUUAAGUGCAAUUAACUAGGGGUCAAAACUGGAUAAUUGUCGAGUUGUGACGGUUCUUCGAUUUUUUGGUUUUUUCUAACUUGCUGCCAAAAACCAUUAACUGUGAAUACACAUCUCCACUUUAAAUAAAUAAAUCUCGGAAAUAAAGGACCUUAAAAAAACAUAAUUGAUGAUUUUUUGUAUUUUUCCCGAACUUCGUCGUAAAUUAUUGGAAAAUAAUUGUAUGGAAUUUGGCGUACAAAUUAGUAAAAUGACAAACUAGUUUCACAAGCUUUCCAACAAGGUACAAAAGUUAUUAACUAUGUUAGCUGUUUUUAUUAUAAUCAGCAAAAGGGCUAUGUAGGGCAGACUUUUCAUUUUGAUUUGUAAAUUGAAUUCAGAUCAAAAGUCAAUCAAUAGUCAAGUGAAUAAAAUCUUGUUCAAACUGCCUACCCAUUAUUUCGUGUGUAAACACGGAGCCUACGACGUACUUCACUCAUUGUCACUCGCCUUGAAAGUGAGGUUUUUAUUUGUUCGGCAUCUACCAAUAUCCUCUCCCUCAACCUUCAAUGAAUGUCAGUGGUGUAAUAUACACUAAUCCUUCGUGUGAACCCAAAGAUAGAAGUCGCAUGGCGUCAAAGCCAGACUUCUCGCGGGCCAUGGCGUCGGGCCACCUCGACCGAUCCAUCUGAGUGGAAAAUUGUCAUCCUGCCAUUGUAAAUAGUGGGCUGGGCGGGCCAUGGCGUCGGGCCACCUCGACCGAUCCAUCUGAGUGGAAAAUUGUCAUCCAGCCAUUGUAAAUAGUGGGCGGGGCACCCAUCGUACUGGUACACCAUACCUCUUUUUUGUCGCCAGCGACACAUCUAUCAAAAGCGAGUCCUCUUCCUCUGGUAAGAAGUUGUCGUAGGUUACGCCAUUCAAGUUUUGAGGUAAGAGGAAAGACCCUAUCAAAAUAUCAUGGACAAAUCCCAUCCAAACAUUUAAUGGGGUCUUUCUUCCUUUUUUGGGUUUUGGCCCUUAGGAGCCUAAAAGUGCAAAUUAUGGUAAUUUAUGAUGCCAUCACGAUCAAACGUCGGCUCGUCAGUCCAAAGAUCUUUUUAGAUAAUGUGGGUCUUCAAUCUCUAAAAUCUACAAAAAUCAAUCCUCCUCACAGGAUCACCCUCUUCAAUGGCUUGAACUGGUAGUGGUAGCUAGUAGUAGUAAGGAUAAAGGAUUGCUGUAUGCGCUACAUACCAGGCUCUCCAUUGUGAUAUACCCAGUCGCCUUGCUACUUGCCUUAUUAUAACAGAAGGGUCUACUCGAAAGCACUGAAAAAUUUCAUCGUCAUCAUCGGCAAUAACCAUGGGAGGUGUGCCAUCGUCGUUGUGGCGCCGUUGAACUGAUCCCGUUUCUCAGAUGCGCCGAUUAGUAGCACCAAACACGCUCAUCAGGGAUACGGCGAUUAGUAAAAAGCUUUUGAUACUCUCUUCGUGUCUUCUCACACGAAAACAGAAAAAAGUAUAUUAAAUGGGGGUUCCCCAUACUUAGAACUGAAACUCAAAAAUACGAGUGUUUUUUUUUCUAAACUGAAUAGUUAGAGCGACUUGCUGCUACGGAACCCUUCAUGGGCGAGUCCGACUCCCACUUGGCCGCUUUUUUUAAGUAGCGACACAGUCAAUAUGAUAGUUUUUCAAUUAACAAAUAAAAAUUAAAAGUUUGCCCUACAGCGCCUUUUUGCUGGUUUAUGGUUUAUGGUAUAAAAUGGUUUAAAAACAGCUAUGAAAGUCCCCCCGUCCCGAUGACCCCCCGUCCCGAUAUAGGCCCCGAAGGCCCAAACACGCACUCGCAGUAACACACAAUAAAAUUACACGCGACCUCGCGGCCCUUUUGGCCGCCGAGCAGACAACACGCGCUAUAGAGCCCCCCCGCCCCCCCGACACUGAGAGGCCCGCUGCCGCUCAGUCCCCCUCCGUUUCGAGUGCACGUCUGAGUGCACCCGUCCAUUAGCGCAUUGCGCGUUAUUUUAAACUAUGUAAUAGUUUAAACUAGCGCAGCGCUGCAUUAUCCCCCUCUCAGGGGAUAAUCGCUUCAGAUGAAGCUUGUAAGGCCCUUCAGGCCAUAAGCAUGAUCUACGGGUGUGUUUUAGUCAGUAAGAGUCUGACAUAACCUUGCAGCCGGCUGUAAGGUAUCCAUGAGGAUUUCACACCCGCUCCCCCGCCUGGGAGGAAUCAAAAAAAAAAAAAGCUAAGAAAGUUAAUAACUUUUGUACCUUUUUGGAAAGCAUAUGAAACUUGUUAGUCAUUUUACUAAUUUCUACGCUAAAUUCGAUACAGUUUUUUCCGAUAAUUUACGGCGAAAAACACAAAAAAUAAAAAUUAUUCUUAGAGUCUGUGCGGAAAGAGAAUGAGCGUGGCGAAAAACGGAACUAACAUUAAGAUUUUUAUUUGGCAAUCAAACACAGCAAUCUGUAAAACGUCGAAGGUUUGUAUUGAUACGGAUUUGUUUGUUGUUGUGAUUUCUUGCGGUUUUUUGUAUUUAUUAAUGUCUAAAAAAGCUAAAACCUUACAAAUACGGUAGAAGAGCACUACAGCGCCCUCCAAUCUAAAUCCCAUUCUCUUUCCGCACAGACUCUAAUACACUCCUUUUAUUUCUGAGAUUAUUUUGGCAAGCCCUUUUUUUAUUUAUCACUAAUUUUUCAGCUUUCAGAAAAGUAUCAAUUCUAUGUUCAGAGUGGAGUAGUUUACUCACAAUUAAUGGUUUUUGGUAUUGGGUCAGAAAAAAUCUAAAAUAUCGAAGAACCAUCACAACUCGGUAACCAUCCAGUUUUGACCCUUAGUUCACUGGGCUUAAAUUGUUGAUAAUGACCUCUAUAAUAGAGGAUAAAUAAAAAAGGAACCCCUUUCAAGGAAUAGGUCGAGUUUUCCUUCAGCCUGUAUUAUUUACAAGUAAAUAACCACGAUUGAUUCAAAGAGCUAUAUUCAAUAAAGACAUUUUCAAAUAUUGAACAAUUUGAUUUCGUUAUUCUAUUUUUUUCCUUUUUGAUUAGGUAACAAAAAUAUUUGCGCAUAACUUUGUGGAGAUUCAAGUUCGGCCGCUCGGUUUUGGUUGUAUUAUUGACCACUGUGAAGUUAACCCCCCACUUUUUGAAUUUUAUUAUUAUCUAGGUUGUUCUGGGUUGUUCUAUGUUUGUUCUACAUUGUUCCAAAGUAUUAUUUGAAAAAACUCAAAUUUGAAGCUGCCAGACAAAAAAAAAACGUUUUUCUAUGGUAGCCCCCCAUGUUUGGAAAUUCAUUAUUUUUUUAGUUGUUCCAAGUUGUUCCUAAGAUUGUUCCAAAGUAUUAUUUGAAAAAACUCAAAUUUGAAGCUGCCAGACAAAAUAAACUUUUUUAUGGUAGCCCCCCAUGUUUGGAAAUUCAUUAUUUUUUUAGUUGUUCCAAGUUGUUCCUAACAUUGUUCCAAAGUAUUAUUUGAAAAAACUCAAAUUUCAAGCUGCCAGACAAAAAAAAAACGUUUUUCAAAUAGCCCCCCAAAUGAAAUCGUACUAGAGACAAUAAAUAAAUCAACAACAAUAUUAAACAAUGACGAUUGUAUCAGUACAACCGUGGGUUAUGUCGUUUCAAUUUCAUUUAAUCAUUUUGAAUGAAAUUAAUAGUUAUUAAGACAAGAAAACAUUACACUAUAGGGUAAACUCCCUAAUUAUUGGCACUUUAAGAGUAGGUUCCAUGUCAGUCAGACAUUAAAUUACCAUAAAAUCACAUCUAAAUGAGUUAGUACACAACACAUGUAACAGUAUCAAAGAAAAUAGUUCAAUCUUUGUUUUCAUAAUACACUUCUGGACACAUCUAUUGGCCCACCUUGUAUUUUCAGUUUCGUUUGGUCCUAGCUAAAAUUUUAUAUUAGGUCGAGCAAAAAGUUUUUAUGCAGUUUUGAACCUGGCACAUUCACAAUUUCAUUCAAUAGUCUUUUUUUGAAUUUCGAACACAGAAUUUAAAGAAACAAAAGACAAUUUGGAGCCUGUUUGUUGAUAUCAAAUAUUCGAAUACUAAGAAAACUUGGUUUUAUUGGUUUACUUGGAUUUAAUUCUUGAAAAAGUGAUUGAUAUCUUUGGUUUUGCAACAAACAUUACUUAAUCUUAACAUUAAGGUGAGGUUCUAUCAAUAAUCUAUGGAUACUUCACCUGAAGUCGCCGCCCAAGCUGUGGCACUUAUUCAGGCCGGACACAGCCAAAGAAACGUGAGUGCUCAACUUAAUUUAAGUCGAUCUGCGGUCCGAAAUGUUUAUCGGAGGUACCUAGAGACUGGCGGCUUUGUUCGUCGCCAAGGAAGGCCACGAUCUCGAGUCACAACUGAAAGGCAGGAUCGAUUCAUCGUGACGACCAGCUUAAGAAAUCGUCACCUUACCUCCAUUGAGAUACAAAUACAAAUUCGCGACUUCCACGGAGUAUCUGUGAGCGCUCGAACUGUUCGGAGAAAGUUAAAAGAACGCGAUAUGGUACCACACAAGCCAGCUAAUGGGCCCAAACUAACGCGAGCCCACCGAACAGCGCGCCUUCAUUUCGCACGCAGUCAUUUAAAUUGGACACAGCAAGAUUGGAGCCGUGUACUCUUUUCUGAUGAGUCUAAAAUUGUGUUACAUGGCAAUGAUGGAAGGAAGAAGGUCUACCGACGUAAGGGAGAGCGUUUCGCACAAUGCUGCUUUGAAGAGAGGGUUGCUUAUGGCGGUGGCUCAUGGACUGUCUGGGGCGGUAUAUCCGCGAGCGACAAAACUCAACUUGAGGUUGUUACAGGACCACGGCUGCCAACAUUUAAUGCUGAAAGGUACAUUCGUGAGUGCUUAGAACCUCACGUGAUACCAUACGCGGACUAUGUGGGCCCAAAUUUCUUUUUUAUGCAUGAUAAUGCAAGAGCCCAUGCGGCCGGAAUCGUCAGGGAAUAUCUUCGAGAUGUGAACAUGACAGUUAUGGACUGGCCAGCCCGAAGCCCAGAUAUGAACCCCAUUGAGCACAUGUGGGACGAGCUAAAAAGACGUGUUAGGGCUCGUCAGCCAGUUGCCCAGACGAUGCAGGAGUUGAAAACUGCCAUAGAAGAGGAAUGGGAGAUGAUCCCUCAAAAUUUCAUAGAGCGGUUGAUAAACUCUAUGCCUAAUCGUAUGAGAGCUGUGGUAGAUGCCCAUGGAGGCAACACGCGUUAUUAAAUUAAACCUUUAUUUGAUAAAACAUAUUUUUUAUUCAAAAAUCAAUUGCCUUUAACAAGGCGCAUAUCCGACUUGUUAGGGGUAGCUCCAUGUCGUAUGGUAUUCUGAAUUCAAAUUUAAAACAAUACGAUCCAAAAAGAUGGUAAAAUGUAUCAGGUUUAAAACUGCAUCAACAGUUUUUGUUCAAUCUAGCAAUCAUAUUUCGGUAGGGGCCAUCGAAACCUAAACUCUAAGGUGGGCCAAUAGAUGUGUCCAGAAGUGUAGUACAGUCAAUGAAGGCAAAAAUCAGCUACAACCUCCGAUUUCGUUGAACCUCCAUCGAUUUUCAUGAAAAUUGGUGAUUAGGGGGGGGGAUACCUUAAGAAACAUAGUGCUAACUUGCGGUUUUGCCCUGGGGUUAAAUACCACCCCUUCUCGGUGGUGGUAAUUAAAAAUUAUUUUAAUAAAAAUAACAGAAAUCGAUAGAAAGACAAAUUCUAGGCAAAAUUUGUUAUUUUAAGUUUUCGGAAUAAAUCAAUACUUUCUGAGUUAAUAAUGAUCAAAGAUUGUGAUUUUGCGUGAUAAAAAUACAUGUUUUAAGCGGUUUUGCAUAAAUAACUAAAAAACUAUGAGUUUAAAGAAAAAUAUAUUAUUACCAAAAUUAAAGCUAAUAAAAAAUAAUCAAACCCCUUCUUUGAAAAGCCUUCUAAUUUUAAUUCAAAGUGAGCUAUAGGUAUUUGUAUGUAUAUUUUUUUUCGGCGAGUACUUAAAUACAAACCUAAAUAACAGGGACCCGGUGAAUUUUAUGACAUUUUCUUCCAGAACACUGUUUAAAGUCCUCGGAAAUACCUUUAUAAUGAGCACAGUAAAAGGUUAAUAGCUUAAAAAUUUAAAAAGUUAUAAUAAAAAUAAGAAAACACUAAAUUUUUUUGGAAAAAAACUAAAAAUAAACCCUUCAUCAUUCAUCAAAAUGCAUCGGUUUCCCGUUAUUUAUGUUUGAAUACUUAGAUUUACUACUUGCCGAAAAAAAUAUACAUACAAUUACCUAUAGCUCACUUUAAAUUAAUAUUAGAAGGGUUUCUUGUUAAUUUCAUUAAGUUGGGGGUUGUUUGUUUUUUUAUUAGCUUCAAUUUUGGUACUAAUAUAUUUUUUUGUAAAACUCAUAGUUUUUGAGUUAUUUAUGAAAAACCGCUUAGAACAUGUAUUUUUAUCACUCAAAUCACAAUAUUUGAUCUUUCAUAACUCAGAAAGUAUUGAUUUAUUCAAAAAAGUUUAUAUAACACAGUUUGCUUAAAAUUUGUCUCUUUAUUGAUUCCGGGAGUUAUUUUUAUUAAAAUAACUUUUACCCCCGACAAGGGGUGGUAUCUACCCUCAGGGCAAAAGCGCAAGUUGGCACUAUGUCACUUUUGUUUCUUAAGGUAUCCCCCACCUACUUACGAAUUUUCAUGAAAAUCGAUGGAGGUUCAACGAAAUCUGAGGUUGUAGCUGAUUUUUGCCUUCAUUGACUGAUUCUUUGAUACUGUUACAUGUGUUGUGUACUAACUCAUGUUGAUGUGAUUUUAUGGUAAUUUAAUGUCUGACAUGCUACCUACUCUUAAAGUGCCAACAAUUAGGGAGUUUACCCUAUAUACUAAUGUUUUCUUGUCUUAACUAUUAAUUUUAUUCAAAAUGAUUAAAUGAAAGUGGAACGAUAUAGCCCACGGUUGUGCUGUUGUUGUACAAUCGUCAUUGUUUAAAAUGGUUUUUGAUUAAUUUAUUGUCUCUGGUACGAUUUUGUUUUAUAAAUAAAAGUAUUUUUUUCCCGACAGCUUCAAAUUUGAGUUUUUUCAAAUAAUACUUUGGAACAAUGUUAGGAACAACUUGGAACAACUAACAAAAUAAUGAAUUUCCAAACAUGGGGGGGCUACCAUAAAAUGGGUUUUUUUGUCUAGCAGCUUCAUAUUUUAGUUUUUUCAAAUAAUACUUUGGAACAAUGUUAGGAACAACUAGAACAACUUGGAACAACUAAAAAAAUAAUGAAUUUCCAAACAUGGGGGGCUAUCUCAAAAACGUUUUUUUUUUUGCCUGACGGCUUCAAAUUAAAGUUUUUUCAAAUAAUACUUUGGAACAAUGUUAGGAACAACUAGAACAACUUGGAACAACUAAAAAAUAAUGAAUUUCCAAACAUGGGAAGCUACCAUAAAAUAUUUGUUUUUGUCUAGCAGCUUCAAAUUUGAGUUUUUUCAAAUAAUACUUUGGAACAGUGUUAGGAACAACUAGAACAACUUGGGACAACUAAAAAAAUAUUGAAUUUCCAAACAUACUACCAUAAAAAAGGUUUUUUUUUGUCUGGCAGCUUCAAAUUUGAGUUUUUUCAAAUAAUACUUUGGAACAAUGUUAGGAACAACUAGAACAACUUGGAGCAACUAAAAAAAUAUUGAAUUUCUAAACAUGGGGAGCUACCAUAGAAAACCCGUUUUUCUUGUUUGGCAUCCAGGGCUUGAAACCGGUUUCGAAAAUACCGGUAAAUAAAGGUUAAUAACGGUUUUUAGUAAAGGUUUCGUUCGGAGGGCGUCCGAAAUGAAAGCGGUACCUAAAACCUUAAUAAACCGGUUUAAUCCAGAGCGACAUGUGCACGCGUCGGCAUCGCUUAAAGUUUGUUUUGUUUGAACUAAUCAAGUCAUAACUUGUAAUGCUCAGAGAUUGAUGCAUUUAUUGACACGAUUGCUAGCGUCUAGUGAGUCAAGUUAUUCAUUUAUUAUCGAUGCCGUCAGAAAGAGCGAAAUUAAACCCUUUAAAAACCGCUAAAUUGAUUCAAAACCUAUUUGAUUUCGCUCGUUAGGGAAACCGGUUUUUCUAAGGUUAAGGUAGAGCGAAACCUAAAUAAAACGCUCCUAAUGUACUGACAGCUUCAAAUUUUAGUUUUUUCAAAUAAUACUUUGGAACAAUGUAGAACAACCUAGAUAAUAAUAAAAUUUAAAAAGUGGGCUAACUUCACAGAGGUGUAUUAUUGUCUUUGUAAAUUCGGUUUUAAAUAGUGUGCCACUGUAUUACGACUUCACACAGAGGCGUCAAUUGAAUUUAAUGCUUGUCACGUGUUGUCUUAUUCUAUUGCUGACUUUGUAUCUAAUUUCAUACAUUUAACACACUCACACAUGAUACAUUUAUACACAUUCACUCAAAUAUUAAAAUCAAAAAUAUGGGUCUUAUAGGUGUUAUGUUUAUUGUAACUAUAUAAUGUACGUUAAAAGUAAGAUUAUUAUAAUUCAACUUUGUAAUAAAUUGACGUUUCUUGAAGUGUGGCCGUUUAAACACAAAAGUUUUCAUAAUAAUUUUGUCAACACAUCUAUUCUUAAUUCUUCUUAGGUUUAUAUAUUGAUUAACUUUAUAUUUCUUAUGCUUAUGACGAAUUGUGAACAAAUACACACUAAUAAAUAUAAGUGACAAAGUUUUUUUUAAUUAUUUGAACGCUACAAGUAAUGUAGAUAUUUCAAUAAUGUUAUAUAUCGUAAGCAAGUACCCUAAUAUACUCGAAUAUCAAUAAAAACCUGAAUUAAAAAAAGCCGCGCUAACUGCUCUGGACAUUAUGACGUCACACUACUAUCAGUCACGAGACCAUAAAGCAAAAAAAUCAUUUCUAUUUAAUGUUUUUUUUUGGAAAGUUAUUAAUUAUUUGUUCUCUCAGAAUAGUAAAAUCGUUGCUAAUAUUCAUAUUACAUACAGAUGCCAACGAUUGGUACUUGAUUUUUCUUACUGUCAAAUGUCGCAAAACGCAAUCUUCACCCCUAUUUCAUGCCAAGAAUUACUGACACUGACAAAUAUGUCUACUUAAAAAAAUACCCUUGUUUUACAACUAUUUGUCGUUGAAGUAAUCAUACUUCGCACAGUUGCAUUCGUACGUUACGUUCCUCACCUGAAAAUGUUAUUUUGAAAGUUACUUAUGUUAGAUACCGGAAAUUCUGUAAUAAUCUUCUAAAUAAUCUAAAAUGGCAAUAUGAACGUGAUGAACUUUUAAAGCCAAUAAACAGUUGUGCGAAGCUAUAAAAAGAAUUCCGAAUACGGGAAACAAAAAGGCACCAGCUCUGAAAUUAUUGUCGGAUAGGGAUAAAAUUGAUUUAAAUAUAUUUAUACACAAUGAACUUUUUGUUUAUGUGGAAAAAAAUCUAGCUAAAUAUUUAAUCUCUUCAUAAAUGUGAAUCCCAUAAACCUAAUAAAAGUCCCAAUUCUUUUGUUCCUAUGCCAUGUGAUGAGGCUGAGGUCUCUACUAUUAUAAUGAGUUUAAAAAAAAACUAGUGCUGCUGGAUGUGAUGGUAUCCCUAAUAAUAUAAUUAAGUUAUGCAAAAAUUCAUUGAUCCCUAUUUUGGUUCAUAUUUUUAAUUGUUGUUUUGAUAGUGGCAUUUUUCCAUCUGUGUUAAAAAUCAAGAAUUCAACCUGUUUACAAGGCUGGAGAUAGACAUCAUAUCAACAACUACAGGCCAAUCUCCAUCUUACCUGCGUGAAAUAUUUUGAUAAACGUGACCUUAUCAAGCUCACAAUUUGAUCUAAAAGAUCGGGAAAAUCUACGGAUGAUGCAAUAUUGGAAGAGACAAGUUUCAUCAGUACUAAUUUGGAUCAGGCAAUAAAUGCGUGGGAAUGUUUUUUGAUCUGGCUAAGGCCUUCGAUACCGUGUCUAUACUUAGCCUUCUUUGCAAACUAGAACACAUUGGAAUCAGGGGUCUGCAACUUCAACUCUUUCGUGAAUAUUUGCCUUAUAGAACUCAGUGUGUUGGUACUGGUGGGGAUUUUAGUGGUUUCCUUGAAAUAGAAUAUGGUGUUCCCCAGGGCAGUGUUCUUGGUAAAUUAGAUAAUUUAGUAAUAUCAAUUAUCUUUCUUUCGCAUUUACUUACUUCUGGUCAUAUCAUAUUUUUUUCUGUGCUUAGCCAUUAUUUAGCCUUCUGACAAUAUAUGUACAGGUUCGGUAAGCUAUAAUUAAUAUAAAAAUGCAAUUGUAAGAACUGCACCUUGUUAUUUUAACUCAAAACUAGAUUCGAAACGUUGCUCUCCGUCGCGAUAGCCGCUUCAGCAACUCCUGACUAUAUCAUCAAUUUUUAUGUACUUAGCCAUUAUUAAGACUUCUGACAAUUUAUAUACAGGUUCGAUAAGCAACAAAUAAUAAAAAAUGCAUUUGUCGGUACUGCACCUUGUGGUUUAAAUUUAAACAAUUUCUUUACAACUAUUUCGACUUCUGACAGUCUUUAAGCCCCGACCUAGACUUUUGACAAUAAUUUUCCUAUAUUCCUACAUAUUUGUUUCUUAGGUUUUCACGCACAUCACUCAUUAAAUAAAACUAGUUUUAACGGGUUAAUGCACGAAAACUUUAUUUAUUUAUUGACGUUUCGCAGCCUUUUCAGGUCUGCAUCGUCAGAAUAAUAUUAUAUUCUGACGAUAUAAUAUAUAAUAUUCCUACAGUUAAAAACUAUAACUACCAAAUUUCAGAACUGCACCUAAGCAUUUUUUUGUUAUUGAAAAUUUACGACUUUGACCGCCUACCCACGCCUUCCGCCCCGGGAGAGAGUUCUGACGGGCCUCGCUCUGUACUUAUAAGCUACCAAGGAGAGCUUAUAUAUUUUAUCAUCUCCCAAAAGUGUUAUGAGCGCCUUGGCUUUGACUUAAGGCAUUCAAGUCCUCAUCUUCCUCUUAGUGAGAUAGAAGUGAUAAUCGUCAAGCUAUUUAGUUAUCCAUUACUGCUUUAUUAUAACGCUACUAUAUGAACAAGAAUCAUUCUGAAAAGCAUCGAUGGAUAUACAAUUAUCUCUUUAGUUACACACUGUAAAUGGCAAAGCAUUUAGCAUAGGUAUAGCAUAUAGGCCUGCUGGUCGUUCCCCCAGUUGUGGACACAUCCCUAUUGAUUGACUUGGUUCAUACCACUCCUCCAUUUCUUCUCGCCAUGCCUCACUCUGUCUCCAUCAAAGAUCUAAAAUUAUUUUCAUACAAUGGAAAGUCCAUGUCCCCAUUCAACCUUCAAAAAUUCAAUUCAAAUUCGUAAAAUCAUUCUUUGAUACCACGCCUACGUAAUUUUUUGUAAUGACGCUUUUCACUGGUACCCUUUUUAGUAAAUGUAUGAGACCGAUGUGUUUCUGGCGCUUCACGACGCGACACGUUAAUAUGUUUCUAGCUUUAUGAUCGACCGCGAUCGCUGCUGUGUUGGUUUUCGGACAUUCAUCAAUGGAAAGUUCGGCCAUGAUAAUUGAUUUGUUUGGAUGUGGAUCAAUACUCAGGUAAUUUACCGGCAAACUUCUUAAGCAAAAUCACUGACAAAUGAACUUGCGCAGUAGACGACAAGGAACCCUUAUAUGUCCGUCUGUCUGUCUGUCCGUCCGAGGUUUUGCUUAGAGACUGUUAGCACUAGUGAGCUGUAAUUUUGUGGGAGUAUGUAUUACAAGCACGAAAAUAAAAUUUAAUUUUAGAAUAAAAUUUAGUUUUUUUUUAUGGUUGCUUGUAAUGUAAAAAGUAACAUGGGGAUGUUUUUUUUUCAUCGUCUAUUCCAUCGUACCUAUUUUUUGAUUAAGUGAUCCGUUUGCGAAAUAUUAAAGUUUAAAGUGCCAAGAAACUUACUUAAAAAAAACGACAGGUUGCACUCCGUGAGUGCCGGCAGAAGUUAAAAGCUUGAAUAUUACCAUUGUGUAUUUUCGAUAUUUUGGAAUGGUUAGUAUAUCAGUAUCUCUCAGAAAAAUCAACUUACAUGAAUCACAUUUAAGCGCACCUAGCGACAUCUAUUGUAAAAAAAUGCAUUUUCUUCGCAUUAAAGCUGCCACCUGGACGUCCUCGUUAGAGAUUUAUUAUUAUAAUAUGAUAAAAUAAAAUAUAAGUAUGUUUCGUCCAAUAUAUUAAAAGGCUACUUCUUCAAUUUUAUUGUUUUCGUCUUACGAAUUUUCGAUCAGGCCACGUGUCCUGACGCGAGUCUAACAUGUUUUACCCAUACAAAAAAGUGUACAACGCCGCUAAAGCAGUUUUCACUCAAAAAUCCUUAGAAGGAAAUAUUAAAGGUGACGUAAUAAUUGCUUGUUUAUAACGCUUAAAGAAUUGCUUUGAAAAACUAAAUCUAAAAAAACAUUUAAAUGAACCUAAUAAACGACCAUUGCACAAAGCUGCAGUUAGAAGGCGCUGUUGGUACACAUGGCUGGCUUCUGAAUCGCGCUAGUGUUACGUUUUUAUAAAGAGUUUAGCAGCGCUUGAAACGGUCAAAGACUUCAUUCACCCCUCAGGUUCGAGUGGUUCAGAUGGAGAGGAGACUCCCCCCGCGGGGAGAUGCCAUCCGCCUUGAAUACUUCUAGAGGCACUCGCCAACUCUCGGCUUGUCGCUGUAAAGGUCAUCUGCGACCAACAGCAUACACACUCAAAAAAAUCAAAGACUUGAUACUGAGGUAAAGAUGGGCAACUCAACUACUAAAACUAAACUGCGCGUGGCACGACAUGCACUUGCUCAAUUUUUGUAUGUAAAAUUGCUACUGCACAAGCUUUCUUGUCUAUGGUCGGUACUCAAAUCCCGGGGUGUAUACGAAUAAUGUGGCCAAGUUUGUACCGGGCAUUACUAUAUUGCAUAUUUUUUAACACGAAAAUACUUAGUUAUUCUGACAUAACUGUAAUGGUUAGAAUUAUGGUAACCGCGGACUUUUUUGUAGAUAUUGAUGUCCUCUUUAACUGUCACUUUGCUCUAUUGUCAAUAAUUUCCGCAGCGUACACAUUCUAAGUUGGUAGUUUUUUUCACAAAACAUUUACAAAAAUAGUCUAUAGCCCAUGUUCUUCAGGGAAUGGACGAUUUUAAAAGUGAAAGAAUUUCUUAAAACGGUCCAGUAGUUUCGGAGCCCAUUCAAUGCAAACAAACAAACAAACAAAUCUUUCCUCAGAAUAUUGGUUUUCAAUAGUAUUAGAUUUUUUGAAACCAAUAUUUCUAUCAGUAGCUUGAAUCCAUUUUUUUUUUGUUUUGAUCCUUCGGUAAUCUGUCAGCAAUAAAAUAUGAAUCGGUCCAUGAGUAAAUUUUCUAUUAGUUUUUUCCCCUUCAAAGAUUUACAAGGACCUAUUUGAACUCUACAGACCAUGCAGUCGAAAUCCCGGUCAAGUCUAUCAAUAUAGAUAAAUAGGUAUAGGUCUUGCUGAAGCGAGACCAAUCAUUCAUUUAAGUCUAUCAAUUAGAUAAUACUUCAUUUACGGAUCUUAGUAAAGAUUUGGCAUUCCUUACUUAGGUCUAAGUUAUAAGGCCAUAUUAUUUUACCUAUUGCAAACAAAACUUUGUGAACAACUAAAGUACUAAGGUAAGUAUUACUUAUAUUGGAAAAGUUCCUAGAAAUGUGGAUCGAGAUGAGAUUAUGUUAUUUUAAAAACCCUACUAGGUGGGUAUGGGGCGUGAGAACGUCCAGCUGCAGCCAAUCCCAGCUCACCUCGCAUAUUGAUCGAGUGCCGCCCAAGCCUUCAGUAGAAAAGGCUAUAAUAUAAGUAGUCAGCGAACCCUGAUUGAAUUUUUUUUUAUUAUAUAUAUAACCGGGUAGGCAACUGUCUCUACUUUUUGGUUAUUUUUGAUUAUUGAUAGGCACUGGCUUCAAUCUUCAACACUGUUUAGUCAGCAAGCCGAUGCUUGCUUCUUGUUGUUGUUGAAAAGCCUAUAAUGUGGCCGUGGCACAUUUGGUUCACUUGCUUAGUCCCCUAAUAUUGCCAUAAAGUGGAUCUCUAUUUGUUUCAUAUCUUCAAGCAUACCAAUCCUUAAUAUAACAUUUUUUGAACGAGUGUAAAGAGCUAUUUAUUUAUUUUUACAUUAUUCUUGACGUUUCUAUAUCCUGUAAGGGGUUUUUGGCAAUCGAAUAAGGGUUCGAAUUUACCAUUUUAUAGUGUAAUCUGCUACUUAUACUUACCAUAUAAUACUUACCAUAAUAAUGGUCUUUAUGAUAUUGAAUAAUUUUGAACGUUCGUUAUUGGUCCAUGGUCGUACCAACUACUUAAGAAGAACAAUAAAAAUCUUUUAAAUAAUGAUGAUGAUCGCUUUUUUAAUAAAUAGGGACCGACCGGUUUGGUGUGCCAUUUUAAUGAGGAAAAAGGGGUGUGUUUAUAAUUUUACUAGAUAAAUAUUUUUUAACUUGCGUCUAGGUAUUUACGAAUAACAAAAAGUCUAUCAAAUCUGUAAAGCCGCAUGUCGAUACGUACAUUUUUAGAUCUUAUUUGAGGUAAGAUAAAAAAGCAGUAAUAAAAACUUUAUCUAAUAUAUUAUGUAGAUUGCGAUUAUAUGUACUUAGUCUAAGAUAAAAUAUAGGUAGGUAAACCUAACGUAUUACUUUAUAAACAUUCCACCCUUUGGGAAAAGCUGCAGCUGGACAGAAGUGCGCAGAGUGAAUGCGAGUUGUCGCACAAAAACAUUUUAUUCCAUUUUUCAGUUUUACUACCUUUAUACUAUGCAUACCUACUUACCACCUAUUUGCUCUUAGGUUUGAAAUGUUUUAUAUAAACCUAAGUAUUUAAUGUUAACUUGGCAAGGUUGUUAAAUUAGAUUCUAGACUUAUUAUGUUAAAAGAGCCCGAUGCUCAAUUCAAAACUCAAAUUCGUCAGGUAUGGUGAUAAGUAGGGAUAUGUAAAUAGAUUGUGGUAUAUUGAAGUUUGUUCAAAAGUACUUAGGUACUUCCUUAUAAAACGAUUGACGACGCAACAUAGGUACCUGUAAUUACUUAUAUCAUACUCCUCUUCUUUCUGAUAAUCUGAAAAAGUGUACCUAUUAUCCGCAUCUGCGACUAAACUUGUACCACAUAAAAACAAAAUAUAAAUUAAAACCAUGUCUUAUGUUCUUAUAAACUUAUAUUGAGGUAUGAUACGUAUUUAGGUAGGUAUCUACCCCUCGCGCGUCGUUCGGCAGAUUUGCUAUAGGACAGAAACUUGAUAAGGCAGAAGCUGGAUUGGGCAGAAUCGUGUUUUGGCAGAGUACAGUCAGGAUGUUAAUAAUAUUAUUAUGAUGUAAACUCUUUGGUUUAUCUUAUCAUUAAUAAUGGCCACUUAUGGUUUAUGGUGACAUGACAAAUUAUAUAUUUUACAAUGACAUUGUUAUAGUCAAGUCAGUAUUUUUUCAUUGUAUUAUCUGAGAUAUAAUUGAAUUUAAUUUAUUAUGAUGGAUGAUGCGGGCCCACGUACAGAAAGUGAAAAUUUGAAAAUUAUUCGCAGUAAACGAGGUAAGCCAGUGCUUCUACACGACGGUUUUCGCUAUAAUUUCGUAAUGAAAAACAAAUCUGGUACAAGUAAUUGGAGAUGCUACAAUAAAACGGAAUGUAAUACAUCAAUCACACUGGAUUCAAAAGAUCAAAUUUUAAGAAAAGCAAAUCAUUCAUGUGUUCCGAACAAAAUAAAAAACGUAAUUGAUGAAAUUAUGGAUGAAUGUAAAAAGCAAGUAUGUCUCAAUUGGGAACCUAUACCAAAAGUUUUCGAAGACUAUAUUAACAGCAUAAAGCAUGAUGUUCAAAAGGAAUAUUUACCAAAAUAUGAAAGCGUGAAAGAUAUGCUGAGAAAGGCAAGAUUAGACUACUUACAUUGCAAGACUCUUACAUUUAAAAGACGUGAAGAUAUAAGACUGCCGGACGUCCUCGUCAAGGAUUUUUUUUUAUAUGAUUGUGGAAAUGAAGACAAAAUUCUAAUUGUCGGAACGCCGUUAGCAAAAAAAUAUUUUAAAAAAUUCAGCAGGUUUUACGGCGAUGGUACUUUUAGAGUUGUGCCCAAACUUUUUUAUCAAUUAUAUACGUUACAUGUCGAUUUAGCAGAAGAUGAUGAUGUUAAUUUUGUACCAUUGUUGUACAUAUUAUUACCAGACAAGAAAGAAGAAACCUAUAAAAGAUUAUUUACAAUUUUAAAGCAUCAAUUUUCAAUUAAUAUUGAAUAUUACAAAUGCGAUUAUGAGCUAGCCGCAAUUAACGCUGUGAAAUCAAUAUUUCCUGAAGUAAAGGUAUCAGGGUGCUUUUACCAUUUUUCUAAUGCGGUGUGGAAAAUGAGCAAGAAGCUUAACUUUGAUAGCGUCAAAGUAAAAAUUGACGACGAAGAAAAAAAUAUGACACUUUUAUACAUCCAGCUGGCAUUACUUCCUCCUAAUUUUAUACCAGAAGGAUAUUUCGAGCUUUUUUACAUGGGUCCUGAAUCCGAAGAAUUUAAAAAAUUCAACGAUUAUUUCCGAAGGCAGUGGAUGGAGAUUAUCACUUCUGAUACCUUUAGUUGCUAUAAAGAGGAAUUUCGCACGACGAAUGCGGUCGAAGGAUGGCAUAGACGCAUCAACGCUCGCAUUACAGAACGGCCAUCAAUUUUUCUGUUUAUACAGAAAAUUAAAAAGGAAGCAGCAUUUCAAGACCGAAAAAUUGCAAGAAAAGAAAUUUAUCAAAAAGAAAAGCGGCGACAAAAUUCUAUGGUACAAAAAAAUUGUAGCAUUGAUAAAAUUAUAAACGGACUUUUAAAACAGGACUAUAACAUAAUUGAGUGUUUAAGACGGCUAUCUUGUGUUAAGUAGAAUAAAUAAAAGUGCUUCUAAAUAACUAAGUAAGUUUUCUUUUGAGUGUGCCACAACUGCCAAAACACGAUUCUGCCCAAUCCAGCUUCUGCCUUAUCAAGUUUCUGUCCUAUAGCGAAUCUGCCGAACGACGCGCGAAGGGUAUUUACUCAGUAUGGUAGCACCUAUAUAAGUAAGGUACCUUUUAUUAAAAAUUGAAUACAUUAUUUCUUUGCUUUUUAUGUGUAUGAAGUGUUAAAUAUGUAUCCAGAUACACAAUAACAAUGUUUGUGUUUUUCUAUUUAUUAGUUAGUAGAAUGAGUUGAUAAAUACUUACAAUAAGUAGAGUUCAUCAUGAAAUAGUACCUACUUAGAUUAAAUAAAAGAGAAGUAAUAUUUAUAAAUUGAUCACAGUGAAAUACAUAGUAACAACAAUGGAAAUAAUAUUUGUAAAUUGACUUUUUCCCUAAUUAAUACGAUGGGAAUCAGCUGGGUACCCACCACGUACAAACGUACAUGUUAUAUAAAACUAUGUUGUCUAAUUGACUUAAUAUAGGCAUACUGAAUUAUAUAAUUAUAAAUACGUGAGUAAAUAAAUAAUAAUGAUCGUUAUAAAUGAAAACACCACGAUGCCUCACCAAAUAAAUGAUCAUCAAAAAAUAGUAAUUGAUAAAAAAAUACGAAUGGUAAUGUAACCUAACCUUUAUGUAGGUUACUAAUUAGUAUUUUUAGUUGUUUUUUUUUUGAGGAUCAUUUAAAUAUUUCCCAUUAGUAAUUACAUAAGUACAUACUUAUGAAAAAUAGUGUAGUAUGAGAUCAAUAUAUUCAAAUAAAUUAACUAUUAUCAGAAUUUGCGAUUUUAUCUUAGCUCCUCCUUCUCCAUGAUAUUAUUGGUGUUAUUGAAAAGUCUCGGAUCUUCGGGAACCCAGAUCUUGGCGUGGAGAGUGCUGCCUGGUGGUCGCUCGCCACGUCUGGACCACGACAACGAGUGAGCUUGGAAGUUGUUUCCUGUAACAAGACACGGGUGUAAAUGUGCACACACGAUACUUGACUUGCAUUGAAGACUGUCGGAAGCAUAAUUAACUAAAACCAACAAUAUGUCUGUAACAAAUUAUUUAUUUAUUUAUUUAAUGAGCGGUUUUAACACUCCCACAUGAUGAUCUAUGUCAAACGAAAAUUGGGACAGUAAAAGAGAAACCCAUCAAUCAUUGCAAUUCCGGUAUUUAAAUAAAAACUUAGUCUUAAAGGUUUUAAUCACCAAGCUUUAGAUCGUACAUGGACGAAAAUGAAUUUUAUUCAGAUGAAAUCUUAUUGUCGCCAUUUUAGCCCUGCAAACAUUUUUUUUUUCAACUUUAUCUUUGCCUCUGGCCCAUAGAAUAAGCACCGCGUUAAGAUAUGUUAGAGCUUUUCAUCAACACCUAACUGUGAUACCCACUGCAUAGUAAUUUUACAAUCAAAUUCGAAUCGCUUUAUCAUGUGUUGGUGGACAUGAGAAAAUUUUCAAACAAAAAGCUUCCGCUAUCUAUGUGAUUCUAUUAGAAGAAUUUUUCGCUGUUACAAGAAAAUAAAAAAAAAUGGGUGCGUGUACUUAUGUAGGCGCGUGAGAAGUUAUCCUUCUUUGGCAUCGUUUAAAAUUAGUUUUUAAUUGCAUGCAAAUAAUUAAUUACAAUAAAUUAAUAAAAAGUCUGGAAAAGGACACAGUCAAUAAAGUUCAGUUUUAAUUUGAAAAAAUAAAUAAAUACUCAAAAUAUUCAAUUAAAAUCGCUACUGAAUAUAAUUUAUUAGAACAUAUGUGAUUUGCACUUGUAUGAAACUCAAACACGUAUUCCGAAUAUACAAACUAGAAACAUGUGGAUAAAUAUUAUAAAUAUGAAUACCUAUAACUGUUACUUUCUUACAAUAAUAACAUAAAAGUAACAUUAAAAAUAAAGAUGUGGUUUUUGGUUCUACUACACCAAUGGUCAAGAGAUGGCGCUGUAGUCUCCUGAAUCGCGCUUUGGUUCCGUUGUUCCAGAUUAAUAAAUACUUUUGAUAGGCCUUCACAAUGCAGUCGUUAGCACCCAUUAAAUAGAAAUUCUAUUUCUGUUUUGUUGGUAGAUUUUCUUAAUGUGCGGUAAAUACAAAAGUAACAGCAUGAAGUUGGUCGCUAAAGCUGGUGUUAAUUUUGUGUAUUAUAGUGUUGGGUAGGACACGACUUGAAAAAGAGUUUGUAAGAGUAGCCUCUUUUUUGUACUGAGCCAGUACAAUGUCCCACUUCAAAUGAGGUGAGGCGUACUGAAGCUCGGCAAUACAUUUAAAGUGACGAGUACAAAUAUGACAUUGAGGCGUACAGAAGCUCGACAUUACGUUUGUGUGUACGAGUAGCACCUCCUCUACGCACUAUCAAUCUUGCUGGAUCCAGCAUGCAGGACAGCGCUAUACACGUAAAAGAGAUAGAGAUACAGAUGGAUAGUGCGUAGAGGACUUAAAUGAAAUGUCAUGCCUCGCUCUCUCUCAGACUUACGAAGAGUGAGUGAGUAACGAGACGCGACUAUCGCGACAUUUAAUGUGAAGUAGUACAUUUUAAAAUUUUGAGCCGCUCUUACAUUUUGACGUCAUGUCCGGGACAAAUGUACCGCCUCUUGUAAGCCCUACUCAACACUAGUGUGUUACAGUGAUGCGCGCGCAUCUUAAAAUUUCACUCUCAUCAUUUUUUCAUAACGCGCCUAAAGAAGUAUAACUUCAAUAAAAUUUAAAAUACUGUAUAAAAAACCAUACAAAAACAUAUUAACAGAUAUUAAUAAUAAAACUGCGUAAUACCUACAGAAGUGGCUAAUCUCCGUCAUCGGGGUUUUAGUUGCGCACAAUGGCCCCCGAAUCGGUUUGAACCUAAGGUUUAUUUAUCAGCAAUUAUUAGUGAGUAGCGUGCAUUGUGGGCUAUCAAACUAAACUAUUCGCGAAUGUGGUAUAAUGGCGGGGUGUUAUUUUGGGGGUGCGCGCCCGGGGGUCGGAACACGUGCGCGCUGUUACGGUCGUCGCGACCCCUCGAUGCCGUUGAUAGGGUCGACCUGUGUAUCUAAGUCCCUUGAAACGUUAUUAUUUUUAAACAAUGUUCAAUUAUUAUCUUUAGUUAAAUUUCCAAUUCGAAAGUGGAUUAAAAUUUUAAAAAGAAUUACUUUGAAAAAAUACAUACAUUUUUUUUCUACACUAAUUAAGAAAAAAGCUGUUUAAGGUAUUUAGACUAGGAGUUAAUUUGCUUUAAAAGUGCUUAUAUCUGCCCUGCCUUAGUCUGUAUAAUUAUUGGUGUAAUAUUUCAUGUUUGUUUUGGGUAUUUUUUUUGUAAGUAUAGAUUUAUUAACCACCUUAAUAUUAUUAAAUAUUCUUUUUAAUGAAGUAGAACUAGUAACCGAACUAUUGUUACAAGGGGAUUUAUUAAUUUGCACAAUAUUUCAAUAAUACUUUUUACUUCAUGGGAAAAUGUAAAUAUCUUAGUAUAAAUAAACUUUGCUAGCGCCGCAUGUUUCAUCGUCGAGUGGAUUAAUAACAGUUUAGUGAAUGUCGCAAUGGACAUAAUGAGAACGUCCGGCCAUUACUCCGUUUGUUACGGAGCGCUCGCCCUUGGCACAUGAAUCUUGUAUUAGGUGUGUAGGGUACACUUAAUAAUCUAUUACCGGGUUGAAAACAGUUGUGUACACCUAAUAUAGGUGGAUUUGAUUGCUAGGUAUGGAUUUUUUAAUUACCUACUUACUAUACUAAUUAGAAAAUAAAUACAUAGGUAUUAUUAUUCCUGCUAAACCUAUCUUGACGGUCUUUAGGCUAAUGAAACAAUAAUAUGUUAAUAAAAAUUAUUUUUUGAAUCAAUUCCAAAGUGAAUUGGUCUAUUGUUGACCACGGUAGUUUUUUCCAGCAUACUUUGACAAAGCUCCCAAUUCCUCCUCAAUGCGUAGCACCUGAUUGUAUUUGCCGAUACGUUCGCAGCGAACUGGGGCUCCGCACUUCAACUGGCCAGCUGACAAGCCAACCACCAAGUCAGCUAAGAACAAAUCCUCAGUAUCACCCCAACGAUCUACUACAACAAUGCCGAAGCUGUUGGUUUUCAUCAAUUUGUAGGCCUCUAUUACUUCAGUCAACGUUCCACUCUGGUUCAACCUUAGACCGAGAGUAUUGCCAGCUUUCUUUUCAACUGCAAGCCCGACCCUCCUUAAAUUAGUCUGCGUUAGAUCAUUACCGAAUAAUUGUCCGUUGGUACGAGCCGUCAAGUUCGACCACGCUGCCCAAUCAUCAAAAUCAAAUCCAUCUUGUAUAGAGCACACAGGAAAUUCUUUCAUAUUAUCAAGAUACACUUCUGCCAACUUAUCAGACGACAUGUAAUCUUGAGGAUUUGAAUUGGGAUUUUUGAAUUCUAAGUCGUAAGCGCCGUCCUUGUAAAAGUCAGUCGCAGAAGCGUUUAUGGAUAUCUCUGCUUUGUUAGCGUACCCACACUGUUUGAUAGCAUCGGUAAGAAACAGCAGUGCAUCUCGAUGGCUUUCCAAAGGUAUCGCAAAACCACCGCUAUCACUAACAUAUGUAGUUUCGGCAGUAUAUUUGCUAGAGAUAACGUUCUUUACGUAACCGUAAAUCUCAACGCCAAUUCUAAGUGCUUCCGCGAACGAUGCAGCUCCGGUGGGCAUAAUACAAUACUCCUGAAAGGGUAAACCAUUCGAAGCUAAAACGCCACCAGUCAAAAUUGUGAAAUGAGGAACAGGUAAUAUGAUAGUAGUGACUUCAGCCAUGUCUGAAAUGUGCCGGUACAGUGGCACGCCCUUCUUCGCAGCACCUGCUUUUGCAACGACAAGAGAGACGCACAUUAUGGCAUUGGCGCCUAACCUCGACUUGUUUUCUGUUCCGUCUAAUGAAAUUAGGAAUUGGUCGAUUUCCUUUUGCAUUGUGACUUCUAGAUUCUGCUUAAUGAGUUCUGGUGCAAUAAUGGUGUUGAUGUUUUUGACAGCGUUUGACACACCCAUCCCGUGGUACUCGGCUGGGUUAUUAUCACGUAGUUGCAGAUCUUCGGCGAUUUUCUUAUUGUCGGUAGAAGGCACUCCCACUCGGAACAGUCCUAGCUCUGUGACCAUAUCGACCUCCACCGUUGGGACACCAGUUGCGUCGAAUACUUGACGAGCGAGAAGAAUUUUUAUGGGCAUUUUUGUAACUAUACUAGAUGUUUGAAGAAAUACAAGUGAAUUAGUAAUAUUUAGGUACUAGGUACAAUAAAGGAUACCUUAAAAUCAAGCUUAAUACACACUGAAAUUAGAAUGUCAUGUAAAUGAAUCAAAAAUGAAUUUGAAC